Messenger RNA from Eruca vesicaria subsp. sativa (arugula), 1319 nucleotides. NCBI's taxonomy places the organism in Eukaryota, Viridiplantae, Streptophyta, Magnoliopsida, Brassicales, Brassicaceae. The record is from the annotation of a GenBank genome assembly.
AUGGCGUACUGGUGGGGGUCGUGGCGGGAACCGAGCAUUUAUGAAAUGGCUGAAGCGGGGGAUACGUUGCUGCACGUCGGCGAUAUUGAGCCGACCGUGACAGAUUAUGUUCUGUUCGAUACGUUUUCCCAGGAAGGUCAAGUGAGUUCUGCCCGUAUUUGCAGAGAUACGAUCACCGGGAGAUCUCUUGGCUAUGGCUACGUUGGCUUUCACUAUUCUCGUGAUGCACAAAGAGCAAUAGAGAUGAUGAACCGCACUGCUAUUAAUGGAAAAGAGAUUAGAGUUAUUUAUCAUGUCCAUGAUCCAAGUCUUCUUCGAAAGCGCAGUGUUGGUAGAAUAUUUAUAAAGAAUCUUGAAGAGUCCAUCGGCCACAACGCACUCUACGACACAUUUUCGAGCUUUGGGUCCAUUCUCAGAUUCAAAUUAGCUACUAAUAAUGAUACUGGUCGGUCAAAAGGCUUUGGCUUUGUACAGUAUGACAAUGAAGAAUCAGCUCUCAAGGCCAUUGGUUAUUUAAAUGGAAUGCUUCUAAACGAUAAGGCAGUAUACGUUGGACCGUUUCUUCAGAAAGAGUCUCCAUACGAUAAGGGGUUCUUCACUGAUGUAUAUGUUAAGUAUCUCUCCAAGUCAUUGGCUGAUGAAGAGCUUGCCAAUAUUUUUGGAGAGUUUGGACCGACAACGAACUGUUUGAUCGUAAGGGAAGGUGAAGUUCGUCACGGAAAGUCUAGAGGCUAUGGCUUUGUUAGCUUUGAACAUCCAGAAGAUGCUGAGAAAGCUGUUGAGGCUUUAAACGGGGAGAAGUUUGGGGACAAGGAGUGGUUUGUCACGAAAUCAAAAAUGACAUAUAAGAAUGGAUAUAAUUUCAGAAGAGGUUUGAAAUAUUCCAUCAACAUAUCUAAGGGUUUGAACUACUUGUGUGUUAAGAAGCUGCAUAAAAGCGUAACUGAUGAAACCCUCAAAGAGUUUUUCUCUCCCUAUGGAAGUAUAACAUCAUGCAAGGUCAUGCGAGACUCUAGUGGAGUGAGUAGAGGAUCAGGGUUUGUUGCGUUUUCGAAACCUGAGGAAGCAUCUAAAGCUAUGGAGGAGAUUAAUUUGAAAAUGAAGAUAAGAAAACAAGCUUACGUGGAUCUAGCUAUAUCACUUGCAAAUGCAACUCCUGAACAACAGAGAACCAUGCUAGGUGAGAGUCUUUACCCAAUGGUGGAACAACUUGAGCCAGAGGCAGCAGCGAAGAUCACAGGAAUGCUUCUCGAAAUGGACCAAACCAAAGUUCUUGACUUGCUUGAAUCCUUCGUUGCUCUCGAAUCCAAAGUCGCAGA